AUGCAACAACAACAACAACAACAGGAUAAACAAUCACCAGGUUCACCAUCACCAUCGUUUAAUUUUUCAACAGCCCAAGUUGCAAAUUCAUCUCAACAAAAUUUAAAUAAAGCACAAAUGGCAAUUGCAGAAGCCAUGGCCCAAAGAAUGCAUGAGGAAGAAAAAAGAAAAAGAGAAGAAAAAAAAAGAAAAAGGGAUAAUGAGGAGAUGUGGAGCAAAACAAUUAAACAAAAAUUAGAAGGUGAAAGAAAGAAGUUAGAUGACUCUGAAACCAUGUUAGCAACAGCAAACCAAGAGUUAUAUGCAUUGUUUAACGAUUUACAAAUGAUUUCACAUGAUCACAAUAUAUCAUUUGAUACACCAGAAUUGGUUGUAGUAGGUAUGCAAUCAGAUGGUAAAUCAUCAUUUAUUGAAUCACUUUUAGGGUUCCAGUUUAAUAUAGUCGAAACUAAUAUUGGUACUAGAAGACCAUUGAUUAUUCAAAUGAUCAAUAAUCCUCUAAAACAACAACCAUCAUGUAGAUUUAAAAAAGAGGACUACAGCUCUGGUGAAUCAUCAAGACAACCAGUUAGCAGCAGCCAAGGUAGUACAACCAAUGGAAAAGAAUUAUCUGCAUCCUCGGCCAAUAACUCAUUAGACGAUAAAUGGGAAGAAUAUGAAACACCUGUCAAUGAAUUAACCGAAGAGAUUGUCAGAAGAACUAAUGAAAGAACGGGUAGAUCUGGUGAUAGAGUUUCAGCAGUACCAAUAUUUUUAAGAGUCGAAUAUGCACAUUGCUCCAAUUUAAAUAUUUAUGAUACACCAGGAUUUAGAAAAGGUGGUGAUGAAAGAUUAAAACACGAAAUUUCAGAGAUGGUAAAGAAAUUAAUAGAACCAAAGAAUCGUAUUAUUGUAUGUCUUGAGCAAUCAAAUGUAGAAUGGGCCAAUACAAUAUCCAGACCAUUAGUUAAAAAAAUAGAUCCAGAUUUUAGCAGAACUAUUCUUGUUAAUACCAAAUUUGAUAAUCGUGUUAAAGAACUUCGUAAUAGAGAAUCUGCCCACAAAUAUUUAGAAGGUGAAGGUAUUGUAUCUCAAAAGAAACCAUUCUUUAUAAGCUUGCCACUCAAAAGAGAUUUAGAGAAUAACAAGUUUAAAGAAUCAAUGAAAGAUUGUUUCUUGGAUGACUAUAAAAAGCUUUUGGAAGUUGGUUUUGAUGAAAAUAGAUUCGGUGGUCAAAUUGGUAUCUAUAGAGUAAAGAGCUUUAUUGAAAAUCUCCUUCACGAAAAGUAUCAACAAAAUCUUUUGCCAUCAAUGCUUCAAUUGGAAUCAAUUUGUAAGAAAACUGAAGGCGAUAUAGCUCGUGUUAAAAAAGAGCUCGAAGAUAACAACAUUGGCAGUCUUAAACAAAAGGUAAUUAAAUUUGUUACCAACUUCAAUAGCCAAAUCGAUCGUUUGCUUGAAGGUAGUGUAGUUGGUGAUCCUGAUGAAUAUGGCCAAAGCUUGCUUCAAGAAAAAGAAAACUGCUCAGUUCAGCCAUGGCCAGGAUAUAAUUUCGAUUUUGAUAUUCAAAACUCAUCCUACAGCCUUUAUGGUGGUGCUCAAUAUGAACGUUUGUUAAAUGAAUUUGAAUAUGUUAUCCACAGCAAAGAAUUUCCAGAAACCUCAAUUAAUGAAGUUGCAUCAGCCAUCGGUGUUUCCAAAUAUCAUAAUUCACCAAUCUAUGAAUUGGCAGCUACAAAUAUUUUCCAAACCAAAUCAAAAAGAGUAAUUUUACCUUUAAUCGAUAUUGUUCUUCAAAGAUCAUCAUACAUCAUGAAAAGACUAUUCGAUAUUAGUGUCUCAAUUCUCUCCAAAGAUGAAACCGAAUCAUCACACACAGUUUCACUCUACGAACAUUUCCUCAAGGAACUUAAAGGCCAAUAUGAAUCAUUCAUCGAUGACAUUGAAAAUGAAUGUAAAUCACGUCUCAAAGAUGAUUUCGAAAUGUUUACUAAAAUUGUAGAUUGGAAUCUCUUAAAUGGUCUUAGCGAAAUUAAACCAUACAAUUAUCUAAAGGUAUCACCAGAAGAAACAAAGCAACGUGUUGUUUCAAUUAUGGAGCCAUCCAGAAAGCCAGAGGAUGAUGAUCUCUUAUCUCGCUCAAGAAAAAUUGAUGAUGAGACAUACCAAAAAGUUUGUAUGAUUGCAGGUCGCCUUUUCUCUGGGAUUCGUUUCUUUUUCUCAAAACUCAUCAGAAACAAAUUAAAUGCUUUCUUUUUAAAUCCAAUGUUCCAGAAAUUAGGACCUAUCAUGGUAAACUACUUUUCGAAAUUACCCGACCAGAAAUAUGAAGAAAUGUUCCAAUUGGGUAUUAAAGAAUUAGAAAAUAAACUACAUAAACUAGAGCAUCAAUUAGUAGAUUGCAAAAAGAACAGAGAUAAAUUUAAAGAAGUUUACAAUAGAAUGAAACAACAGAUUCAGCUAAAUAAUACCAAUACAAAUAAUAACAUUAGCAAUACCAAUAAUAUUUUAUCACUCUUAAAAAACUCUGCCUCUCCUGAUAAGUUUUCAACUGCAACCUCAAAAAACUAUUCAAAUAACCAACAUAUGGUAGAUUUAAGUGAUAAUCCAUUAACAUUUGAUUAA
Messenger RNA from Dictyostelium purpureum, 2604 nucleotides. RefSeq lists its product as uncharacterized. Bases 1 to 2604 code for a protein of 867 amino acids. Gene Ontology annotation, cellular component: membrane; microtubule; cytoplasm. NCBI's taxonomy places the organism in Eukaryota, Evosea, Eumycetozoa, Dictyosteliales, Dictyosteliaceae. The transcript is spliced from 2 exons. The record is from RefSeq and is a predicted model, not a curated record. Gene Ontology annotation, molecular function: microtubule binding; GTP binding; GTPase activity.